AGAAAGACUUAAGCCAAGAAAGGUUUACUACUAAACGACGACGCUUUUGCAAUCGCCACCCACAAACCUACAAAAAGAUUCAACCUUUGGAUUCAUUCUUCAUCAUGAAGUUCAUGAAACUUGGAUCCAAACCUGAUUCCUUUCAGUCUGAAGGAGACAAUGUUAGGUAUGUAUCAAGUGAGUUAGCAACAGAUGUUAUUGUCAUCAUUGGUGAUGUCAAAUUCUAUCUUCACAAGUUUCCUUUGCUGUCGAAAAGCGCACGGUUGCAGAAGCUAAUCACAACAUCAACAUCAUCAUCAAAUGAAGAGAAUCAGAUUCAUCAUCAUGAAGAUGAGAUUGAAAUAGCAGAGAUUCCUGGUGGUCCUGCUUCAUUUGAGAUCUGUGCUAAAUUCUGUUACGGAAUGACGGUUACUCUAAACGCUUACAACGUAGUUGCUGCUCGCUGCGCCGCUGAGUUUCUUGAAAUGUACGAAACAGUAGAAAAGGGGAAUCUUGUUUACAAGAUUGAAGUUUUCUUGAACUCAAGCAUACUUCAAAGCUGGAAAGAUUCGAUCAUUGUGCUUCAGACGACGAGAGCUCUGUCUCCAUACUCUGAAGAGAUGAAGCUAACCGGGCGUUGUCUUGACUCGAUCGCCUCUAGAGCUUCGAUUGAUACUUCGAAAGUCGAAUGGUCUUAUACUUACAGCAAGAAGAAGAAUCUCGACAACGGAAUGAGGAAACCGCAGGCGGUUCCUAGAGAUUGGUGGGUUGAGGAUCUUUGUGAUCUUCAUAUUGAUUUGUAUAAACGAGCAAUCGCUACAAUCGAAGCAAGAGGGAACGUUUCAGCUGAUGUUAUCGGAGAAGCAUUGCAUGCUUAUGCGAUUAAAAGGAUUCCGGGGUUCAUUAAAAGCAGUUCAGUACAGAUCACUGACUUUGCGAAAUACAGAGCUUUGGCUGAUUCAAUCAUUGAGCUGAUUCCUGAUGAGAAACGCAGCGUUUCUUCGAGUUUCUUGACUAAGUUAUUACGAGCUUCGAUCUUUCUUGGUUGUGAUGAAGUAACCGGGUUAAAGAACAGAGUUGGUGAGCGGUUAGAUGAGGCGAACUUGGGCGAUGUUUUGCUCUAUGAUGUUGAGCUGAUGCAGAGCUUAGUUGAGGUUUUCUUGAGAUCCCGAGACCCGAGAGAGGAUGAUUUAACCGCGAAAGCAUCAGUUGCGAAACUUGUUGAUGGUUAUUUAGCUGAGAAAUCGAGGGAUUCCGAUAAUUUGUCUCUUCAGAAGUUCCUCUCACUCGCGGAAAUGGUCUCGAGCUUUCCGAGACAGUCUCAUGACGGAGUUUAUCGCGCCAUCGACAUGUUUCUUAAGGAACAUCCAGAGAUGAACAAGAGCGAGAAGAAGAGAAUCUGCAGGCUAAUGGACUGCCGAAAACUAUCAGCAGAAGCCUGCGCUCACGCGGUUCAAAACGAGCGAUUACCAAUGCGUGUGGUGGUGCAAGUUCUCUUCUUUGAACAAGUAAGAGCUAACAACAACGGUUCAUCAUCAACCGGAAACAGCACGCCAGAGGUUAUUCCGGCCUCAAGAUCAACAAACACUACUGAUCAAGAAGACACAGAGUGUUGGGACACAGAGGAUAUCAAAGCUUUGAGAGGUGAAUUAGCAAAUCUAAGACUCGCAAAGAAUCAACAAGAGAACAAUAACAAAGGGAAACUGAUAAAAGGAGGAGGAUUAGGAGUUUCUAGAGUGUUUUCGAAGCUUUGGUCUGGUAAAGAGAGAAGUGGAGAUAUGAUGAGUAGCUCAGGGACUUCAAGUCCUGGUUCUGUUAAUGAUGAUUCCAAGUCUUCUUCUUCCACAAGCAAGAAGCAUUAGCAGGAGAAGUAAGAAGCAAGAAAAAGAUGAAUUAGGUUUGCUAAAAUGUUCAUCCUAUUACUAACUUUUCUCUCUUUUGGAUCCAAUUUCUCAGUUGUUACCAUUUUCUUUCCUUUGUGGUUUUGUUCUUCCUUAGUAGGUAAUGGUUUUUUUUUCUGCUUUGUUGUCACUUGUUACCUUAAAAUGGAAGUGUUUA
Arabidopsis arenosa is the source of this 2037-nucleotide messenger RNA. Lineage: Eukaryota; Viridiplantae; Streptophyta; Magnoliopsida; Brassicales; Brassicaceae. The record is from the annotation of a GenBank genome assembly.